Messenger RNA from Glycine soja, 3720 nucleotides. RefSeq names its product FIP1[III]-like protein. Gene Ontology annotation, biological process: mRNA processing. The record is from RefSeq and is a predicted model, not a curated record. Lineage: Eukaryota; Viridiplantae; Streptophyta; Magnoliopsida; Fabales; Fabaceae. The transcript is spliced from 9 exons. Bases 149 to 3445 code for a protein of 1098 amino acids.
UAGGGUUUAAGAUUGUGCAAGGGUUAUGGCAAAAGAUACAGUUUUGUUAAGGAAGGGUUUUUGUUUUGACGAGAUAUUUAUAGAUUAGUUAGGGGUUUUAGGAUUCUUCUUUCCCAGGUGGCUGCGAUGUGACUGUGAGUAACUGAAAAUGGAAGGUUUAGACGAUGACGAUUUCGGCGAACUCUACACUGUCGACAUUGAAGUUCCCAAUGCCAUCCCCGAAGAAGAAGAAGAAGAAGAAGAAGAAGAUGAAAUUGAUGUAAACAGUAACAUUGUGAAUCUUGAUAAGGAUAUGGACAGCGAGACAGUGAAUGAUGACUGUGCUGCUGAGAGUGACAGCAGCGACGACGACGACGGUCUGAAAAUCGUGCUGAAUGACGAGGAUAUUCCUGUCGGAGCUGAUGCUCGCGACGAAGGCAAUGGCGACAACGGUGAUGAUAACAAUGGUUCCAGAUUUUUUCAUCCUAAGGUUAGUAAGACUGGGAGGAGUCGAGGAUUGGCGAUUUUGAAUAAUAUGAAGGCCAAUGCGUCCAUGGGUAUGGCUUCUUACAUUUCAUCGUUGAACAAAGGGAGGAGGAAUGGCGAUGCCUGCAUCCAGAACCUUGCUUUGAGCUCCUCUCGAGUGUGUCUUGCAGCAAAUCCUAUGGCUGUUCAAUGUGGAUAUGGAUCGGCUCUUCCUUGGUACUGGGGUAUAUUUGAUGUAAACACUGAUACAUUAACGGAGAAGCUAUGGAAGGUUCCUGGAGUUGACAUAACGGAUUACUUUAACUUUGGUUUUAAUGAGAGCACUUGGAAGUUAUACUGUUCUUCAUUGGAGCAACUUUGGCGAACAUCCUUGCAAACUGGUAUUUCUGUUGAUGACGCUGCAAACUGGAAUCAGGAAGUCAUGAGAGAGCAAACUGAUCAAGUUGUGUCAGGAAAUGCAUUUUUUCCUUCAUCAGAUUGUGGAUUGCCAAAAGGCAGAGCAAUUCAGGUUGAGGACAGCAUGGUUGAACGACAGCCAUCCAUAGAUGUAAGGCGUCCACGUAAUAGGGAUUUUAAUGUUAUAGAGAUCAAGCUGCUUGACUCCUCUGAUGACUGUUCUGGUUCUGGCAAUAGCACUGUAAUGAAUGCAUCAUUAGAAGGCGAAUCUAUGGCAGGCAAUAAGAGAAGUGUUCUCAAUUCUUCUGGUGAGCUCAAUGAAAUGCUGUCUGAAGAUCAGUUGGAAGAUGUGAAAAAAGCAGAGGACUCUUCUCUUCAUAGAAGAAGCGGGCCGAUUCCUGGUGUAGAUGGAGAUGAGCAUCGGGAUCAAGCAGACCAACAUUCUGAAGAUACUGCAGAAGUGCCAGAGGGAGAAACAAAAGCAGAGGAAGGUGGUGGCAUAGACGCAUGUAGUUCUUAUCCAUGUUGGAUUGAAUCAGAAUUGUCUCUUGGAGAUCAAGAGCAUAGCCUGACUUCCUAUACUGAUAGCGAUUCUGAGGCAAUGGAUAACAGUGUACAAGUUGAUAAUGAUAAAAGUUUCAGCCCUUUAAAAAGGAAAUCGUUGAAUUGUGUCACUGACAUGAAGGAGUCUUUGCCACUUUGUUGGAAGAAUUCAAAGAACAAUAGUAUCAAUAAAAAAGCAGUAAGUGCAGCUUAUAAUUCAAGAACUAGAGGUCAAUUCAGAAAGGAAUGGAGGCACCGAAGUGGUGGAUAUGAACCUAGUAGUUAUGAUAUGAAUAAGCACACUGAAAAUGAUAAUGAUGUCUCCAUCCUCAAGUCCAGUGCAAGGAAUCUGUCUCUGUUGGCUCGCCGACCAGUUGAUUAUGGCAGACAUAAAGACCGACUGCAAGUUUUUGGCAGUCAUAAAAUAAGAGAUCUUUCAUGUAAUAGGGAAACAAAACAAUCCUACUAUUAUGGCGAUGAAAAGGUUGUUGAUGAGUUGGUUGCAUGCCGCUCUAAAUAUUAUCAUGAAGAUCAAGAAAGCUUAAGGGAGAAUACAAACCGACAUGACCGAAAAAAUGGGGAUGUGGAGGAUUAUUUUUUUGAACCAGGCCCUCGAUUUGCAGAUAGUGAGGACAGAGAGAGAGAUUGGUAUCAUCUUGGUUGUGAGUACUCUUCUGAUAACCUGAGUCCUUGCUCCUACAGGGAGUCAAGGAAGUUUCCUCCAAAACAUUCAUCUUUUCCUGAUGAAGAGAGGUAUACUCAAAGGAAAAGAAUGGAUGGAAAAUCCCAUUUUAUAGACAGAAAUUGCAUUGAUGAUUUUGAUGAAUGCGAGUUUAAGUUUCUAAACAAGAGCUAUAGAAUGUCUACUAUUGCUGAGAGAGAACUGGAAUUUUUAGAUAAUUAUCGUGAAGAGCAGUUUCCACAUAUUGAUAGAGAUUGGAGAAGAUCUGUCUGUAGGGGAAGACAUUAUGAUAGCCCCCCUUUAGUUCUGAAUAACUUGUGUUCUGGGAUAAUGGAAGUUGAAGAUAAUUGUCAGAAAUAUACACAUUGCCAGACUUCAAGUUUUAAGUAUCGUAGACAAUCUUAUACAGAUUCAGCGAAAAAUUAUGCAUAUGGGGAAAGAGUAAAUGGAAACUUUGGGGGUUUGGGGAGAGAUAAGCAUGCUAGGGACAACAGAGGCAGUAACUGGUUGUGUGGUUAUACUGACACUGCUGAAGAUGAAGAUUUCCCAAUUUAUCCUGUAAAAAAGUAUCAGUUUUACAGGUCCCCAUCUAAGUUCCUGAACUGGACAGAGGAUGAAAUUAUUUAUAGACAUCAUGAAACUCAUGCAACAUCUCUGUUUGCUAAGGUUCAGAGUGAUGAUUUGCCAUUGCAGCGGCAUCAGCUAAGCAUGCCAAUACGAGAUAGUGAGAAAUAUUUUAAAGGUAGCUCUAAGAUUAUGUGCAGAAGUAAGGGUGGGCAGGCAUUGCUGAGAUGCAGGAAAUCAGUUGACUUGAUUCAUGGGGAAGGAAAGUCUCAAGUGAGAAGUUCCAGAGUCUUGUGCAAUGGCAGGCUUGAAAAUGCCAACCAGAGGAUUGCUAAGAAGCGGAGGAGAGCUGCAGUGGGUUUUGAUGAAUCUAAUAAAAAUGCCAGCAAAUUUGACACCCCAAAACACAAGAGCAACCAGGAAAGUAAGAAAUGGGUGCAGGACCUUCAAGAUCAAGCGCAGAAAGAAAGCUCAGAAAUCGAGGAAGGUCAGUUUGUAGCAGAAGAACCAUACAUGGAGGAGGCUUCUGAAGGUCCAGCAGUGACUGAUGGUGUGAACAAGAAGAGAAUGUCACAAAAUGAAAAUAGUUCUGAGCAAUGUAUUGGUGGUUACGACAGUCAAAGGAUUCUUGAUUCAUUAGCCAAGAUGGAGAAACGUAGGGAGCGCUUUAAGCAACCCAUGACAAUGAAAAAAGAAGCAGAAGAGAGUUUGAAGCUCAACGAUGAUUCCAUUGUAGAUAAAGGUGAAAUGAAGCAACAUAGACCAGCUCGAAAGAGGCGUUGGGUUGGUAAUUAGCUUUUAUUGAUGGCUAGAGCUUCUUUCAGAUUCCAUAAAGGACAAGUGCCAUGGCGGAACUUGGUUAAUCCACCUUGGUAGAAACUAUAUUUUGCCCUUGGCAAAAUUGAGAUUAUAGAUGUCGUUUUCUUUUGACUUGGAAUAAAGCCUAAUUGGCUCAACAGUUUUGGCAGAUUUAUUGAAAGCUCUAUAUUUCGAGGACUGUAAAUAACCCUGACAUAUAUGAAUAAUCAAAUCGAUUUUUGGAUGCCUCUAGCUCAGGCAACAUCAAAUCA